Messenger RNA from Striga asiatica, 384 nucleotides. Lineage: Eukaryota; Viridiplantae; Streptophyta; Magnoliopsida; Lamiales; Orobanchaceae. The record is from the annotation of a GenBank genome assembly.
AUGUCUCGCCUCAGACUGCUCGGACCUCAGGGGCGUGCACUGCUCGUGAACAGAGGUUGCAGGAAGUUGCAGAUCGACGGUGCCGGACACACCGUCGGGAAGAAAGUCUCAGGCUGGCGUGGAGUUGUUGAACGGAAUCGCCGACUGAGAAGGAUCGACGCCACACGCGCAAACGGCGAUUGGGAUGCGCCGACAGGGUGGGUUCAAUCGAACGAAGGGCAGGGAUUAAAUAGCGAUUGGGAAGUCUGGUGUUUGGACAAUGGAGCUCUGCGCGAUCUGGGGGGAGACGUGCGAUUUGGAGAGGGUGACCAAAGGCUGCGAUUUGAAGGGGAAGAAAAUGGGGUUAUCCUCGUUUUAGUGGCGUCUAAUAGGUUUAAGGGUUGA